Messenger RNA from Ostertagia ostertagi, 873 nucleotides. Lineage: Eukaryota; Metazoa; Nematoda; Chromadorea; Rhabditida; Trichostrongylidae. The record is from the annotation of a GenBank genome assembly.
AUGGACCGCACCGAGCGCUUCUACAAGAUCGAGCACCUCAUCCGCUCCCGGGGCUGCGUGUCGUUCGCCACGCUGCUGGAGGCGCUGGAGGUGUCGCCUGCCACGCUCAAGCGCGACCUGGCCUACCUGCGCGAGCGGCUGGACGCACCGAUCGAGUACGACGCCGCCGACAACGGCUACCGCUUCGGCCAGCAGUGGCGCGGCGGCAAGCACGAGCUGCCGGGCGUGUGGUUCAACGAGGCGGAGCUGCAUGCGCUGCUUGACGAUGCAGCAGAUGCUGGCCGGCCUGGACGAGCAGGGCGUGGUGGGACCGCCAUCUGCAGCCGAUGUUCGACAAGAUCACCGGCAUGCUGGGUGUGGAGCAGGGCGAGGCGCAGGAGCUGCGCCGGCGCGUCAAGCUCAUCGGCACCGGCGCGGCGGCGCAUUGCCAGCGACAGCUUCGAGACCGUGGGCAGCGCCGUCGUGAAGCGCAAGCGGCUGACCAUCCGCUACCGCAAGAAGCGCGACGGUGCCAGCAGCGAGCGCGAGGUGUCGCCUCAGCGCCUGGUGCACCAUCGCCACGCCUGGUACCUCGACGCCUGGUGCCACGCCAGCAACGGCUACCGUCGCUUCGCGCUGGACGGCAUCGAAUCUGCCGCGCUGCUGGAGACCGACGCCAAGGCCGUGCCCCUGGCCGAGCUGGAAGCCGAGCUGGACCAGCGGCUACGGCAUCUUCGCCGGUGGCACGCCGCGCGAGGCGGAACUGCUGUUCAGCCCCGAGGCGGCCGCCUGGGUGUCGCGCGAGGAGUGGCAUCCGGCGCAGAAGAGCGAGUUUCUGCCCGACGGCCGCUGGCGACUGCAGCUGCCGUAUGUGGACGACACCGAGCUGCUUGA